Molecule: messenger RNA, 1511 nt
Organism: Camellia sinensis
Lineage: Eukaryota; Viridiplantae; Streptophyta; Magnoliopsida; Ericales; Theaceae
Source: RefSeq, a predicted model, not a curated record
AUAUAUAGAGAGAGAGGUCUGUUGGAAAGAAACCAUCAUGUGAGCAGAGAAGAAGAGGAGGGUGAUCAUAAUCUGUAUAUAUAUAGAGAGAGAGAAGGGAGAGAGAGAGAGAGAGAGCAUCUUGGGGAUAUGGGUAGAGGGAGAGCACCAUGUUGUGACAAGAGCAAGGUGAAGACAGGUCCAUGGAGCCCUGCUGAGGAUUUGAGGCUUAUCUCUUUCAUUCACAAGAAUGGUUAUUCCAACUGGCGUUCUCUCCCCAUACAAGCAGGAUUAUCGCGAUGCGGAAAGAGUUGUCGACUGAGGUGGAUUAAUUACCUAAGGCCUGAUGUAAAGCGAGGCAACUUUACCAAUGAAGAAGAGGAAACCAUAAUUAAGCUACAUCAAACUUUGGGAAACAAGUGGUCCAAAAUUGCAUCUUAUUUACCCGGUAGAACGGAUAACGAGAUUAAGAAUGUGUGGAACACACAUUUGAAGAAAAGAUUGGCUAAGAAAGAUGAGAAAAAUCAUAAAAAUCAAACCAAUGACUUUUCAAGAACCUCGUCCUUUUCAACAUCUUCAACUAGUUCAUUCAUGUCAUCCUAUGGCAACAAUGAAGGUACAGAAGAGCUAGUACUUGAUGAGGGUCAAGAAGGUCUGGCCAACAAGUCUUAUGAACCCAAAGAAGACAUCCCAACUACUGAUCAUGAUCAUGAACUAAAAGAAUCAUCAAGUAGUUCAAAUUCCUCCAUUUCUUGUGAUGCAUCGGAUUACUCAAAUUCGAGUGCUCGAGUUGAUGUUUCAAUGCCUGAACCUGAACCUGAACCAGAACCAGAACAAGAAGAAGAAGAAGAGGGUUCAUUGUUCAAUUUGGGAGGACCUUGUGAGGCUGAUAACGCGACAAUUGCAUAUGAUCAAGUCAAUAAUAAUUCAGACGAUCAUCAAGUGAUUGAAAUUCCACUGGAGGACUCUGAUAUUGACUUUUGGGACAUGUUGGAUAACUUGGCUGAUCCUUUUCAAUCCAUUGAUGAAUCUCCACAAUUACCACAAGAACUGGUGGCUUCCCAAAGCUCAAACUAUGACCAUCACACAGAAAUUGAAUAUUGUAGGGAGUGGUUGAGAGACUUGGAAAAUGAGCUUGGACUAGUGGAGGCAACAAGUGAUGGAGUUGGACAAUUAGGCUCUGAAAUUGAUCAUGCCAAGUGCUAUUUUCAAACAUGGCCCUCUCCACCUCAAAAUUUUGGGGUAUAAUUCAAAUGAUUGAUUCUUACCAACCAUAUAUGAAUUGACAAUUUAGCUUAAUAGCUUUAGUAGGGAAAAGGAAACAAACAAGUGAAAUUUUUCAAAGUGCAUAGAAUAUAGUGUUGGUAAAGGUCCAUUUAUUUUGAAUGGGGCCUAUUUACAAUGCUACUAGCAUUAUAUUUUUCAAUGAAAUUCUGUAUUUGUAAUAUUACUGUUUUUGUAUAUACAAGUAUCUCACAUGUAACCAUUCCAAGGUCUUUUAUCAAUAAGAAUGAAUUUUCUUUGUCCUUACA